Molecule: messenger RNA, 981 nt
Organism: Sinocyclocheilus rhinocerous
Lineage: Eukaryota; Metazoa; Chordata; Actinopteri; Cypriniformes; Cyprinidae
Product: plexin-C1-like
Exons: 5
Biological process (GO): negative regulation of cell adhesion; semaphorin-plexin signaling pathway; positive regulation of axonogenesis
Cellular component (GO): plasma membrane; semaphorin receptor complex
Molecular function (GO): protein binding; semaphorin receptor activity
Source: RefSeq, a predicted model, not a curated record
AUGACUAAAUGUAAAUGUAAAAAAGACGACGAUGCAAAUCCUCAAGAUACCAGUUAUUUUGUUGUUAGCUUGUGGAGCACUUUACAGUCUAAAGCAGGUGGGAUUUUCUCUAUAUUUGCGGAAGGAUCAGAUGCCAUCAUUCAGAGCACUGUGAGAGAUGUGGAGUUUGUUGGUGGAUUCAAGAGAGUUUCGCCCUCAGAAUCCUACUUAUUUCUCAAAGCAAAGACUGACUCCGAGAGGAAAGUGCUCGUCCUGUGGAUGAACAGCUCUAAAGGAAAAAAGAGAGAAAUCAUCAAAUCCCUACAGGCUGCAACGAUACGAUGCUGCAGUGAUAAAGCUCAUCCAGUGCUCGUCGCCUGCACUGUUAUUCCCUCAGUGAACAGCGUUAUUUGGACAGGUGUGUGCAGUGCGCAGGACCAGCAGGAUCCGGAGAACAGCGCGCUGGCUCUGUACGACAUCAGGAGCAUUCAAGGCCGAGUGAAGGGCUUCUGCGCUUAUGGUGAAAACCCAUGUGGUUCUGAGAGUGAUACUGAACCUCAGCCGCUCUCUGUGGUGUUCAAGCACAGCUCAAUGUCAGCAGUGGCAGCAGUUAGAAGUGGAUCCUGGAUUGUGCUGUUCAUAGGAACCAGUGAUAGCCAACUCAUCAAGCUUAUGUUAGAUGAGAAAUUCACACCAGGAUGUCCAACAGUGCUGCUGAAAUCUGAAGAUGAACGAGCAGUGCUUCCCAGAAUGCACUUUGAUCCAGUAGAUUUCAAACAUAUUUAUCUACAUAGGAGGAAAGAGUUAAGAAGAGUGUCUGUGGUUCAGUGUGCUAAAUACAGCACUCUGAUAGACUGCAGAGCUGCUCUGGAUCCUCUCUGCGGCUGGUGUGUGAACAGACACAGGUGCUCCACCCAGGAAUGUUUGAAAUCUUCAUGGGUGUCCACCCCAAAAGACUCCCUUCAGAAACAGCUAGUUUCUUUUCAGGUUUGGGCAGAGAAA